Apis cerana (Asiatic honeybee) is the source of this 1640-nucleotide messenger RNA. Its product is annotated as E3 ubiquitin-protein ligase RNF34. Gene Ontology annotation, cellular component: cytoplasm; plasma membrane. Gene Ontology annotation, biological process: proteasome-mediated ubiquitin-dependent protein catabolic process; negative regulation of extrinsic apoptotic signaling pathway via death domain receptors; protein K48-linked ubiquitination. Gene Ontology annotation, molecular function: ubiquitin protein ligase activity. The record is from RefSeq and is a predicted model, not a curated record. Lineage: Eukaryota; Metazoa; Arthropoda; Insecta; Hymenoptera; Apidae.
AUCGCCAUCUUUAAUAAAUUCUUACUGUGGAAUUUCAUCGUGUUUUAUUAUCUCAAAUCAAUUUGGUAUGUACAUAGUUAAUUAUCAAUUGUCAAGAGUUUUAAAACUUGCCAAAAAAGUGCCAUAGAAUGAUAAUAUCUUUCCAAAUUAUUCUUCUUUAACAUACUUCUAUUUAUAUUUAUAGCAUUUAAAAUAUCGACAUGGCUUGUGAAGCUUGUAACGUAAAAUUCAACUUCUUUACACGAAAGAAACAAUGUAUGGAUUGUUUGAGAUAUUUUUGUUCUGGAUGUGUGAUCAAAAGAUUAGACAAGAUAUUAAGUUGUGAGAGUUGCAAUAUGUUAUCGAGAAGACCUUUAAUACGAAGUCUAAUCAUACAAAUGCGUUCUAAAGAUAUACAACGAUAUUUAUUGGCAAAAAAAAUACCCAUCAAAGGAUGCAUUGAAAAAGAAGACUUAAUAAAAUUGUUAAUGGCAUUUGCUAAUAAUUCUAGUGAUUAUUGGAAUACAGAAGAUGCAGAAAACAUUAGAAGUAGAAACAUUGAUAAUUCUCCUCCUAAUCAAUCAAUAACUAGAAGCUAUGAACAUACUACACAACUUUUUAAUAAUGAUGAAAUCAAUGCUGCAAGAAUUGAUAAUAAUGAAAUAUCAGAAGGAAUUUCUCCUAUUAAUACUUAUUUGAAUAGAACAGAAUCUAUAAAUACAGAAGAAAAGAUUUCAAAAAUUUCUAAUAUUCAACAUUCUGAUUUAAUUGUAGAAAGUUCCAUGAAUCCUAUUAAAUUAUCUGAUAUAAAUACAUUAUCUGAAUUGGAAUGUUUAAGUGUAAAACAAUUAAAGAACUUGCUAAGUAUAAAUCGAGUUGAUUAUAAAGGUUGUGUAGAAAGAUAUGAAUUAUUGAAUAAAGCUUCCAGAUUAUGGGAAGAAUAUAAACAAUCAAAAACAAAAAUGGAAAUUUUGGAUGAAAAUCUUUGCAAAAUUUGUUGGAAUGAACCGCUUGAAUGUGUAAUUUUAGAAUGUGGUCAUAUGGCUUGUUGUCUAAAUUGUGGUAAACAAAUGUCAGAAUGUCCGAUAUGUAAACAAUAUGUAGUGCGUGUAGUGCGAUUUUUUAAAGCUUAACAACAAAAAACAACAAUAUAUGAUAUUAUGGAAUUAUAUGUUCAAUACAGAAAAUAAGAAAAAGGACAAAUAUUGUUCUGAUAUUUCAGAUUUAGAAAAAUAAUAGUUUUUUGGCGUAUUUUAUCGAUAUCGUAUAUUAUAGUAAUAAAAAUAAGAUACAAUCUUUUAUAUUAAUGUAUUAAUAUAAAUAAUAAUAAUUUUAUUUAAGAAUAUAAAUGAAAAUAAGAGGAUGCUAAUUAUUCGAAUAUUUAUUUUUUUAGGUAUUUCUAUGUAUCGUAAUCUCUUUAUUUGAGAUAUAUAAUAAAUAUUAAUAUAAAAUAUGUGUCCUUUUAUUUUCAUUUUUAAUUAAUUGAAAAUAAGUUGAUUGAAAUCAAUGACAAUUGUGACCUCUUUUUGUAAAUUCAAAUUUACUGAGUUGCUAAGUUGAAUUAAGCGCAUUAUUCAUUAUACAUAAUGUAAUAUAAUAUGUAUAUAAGUAAAAACAUUUAAAAUCUUAUAAAAUUAAAAACUUUUAAUUAUUCAAAGUUA